AGUCAAUAAAAUCAUUCACCAUCGACUGUUUUCGCCACGAUAUACCACGGCGACGACAGUGAUGAUAACCAGAAGCGAUGCUUCUUGUUCUUGCCGCUGCGACUCCGGUUUCAAUUUCGAGGUUUGUCGCAGGAAAGGACAAAAUAAAUCGCGCCUGUCAUUGAAGCAAGAAUAUCAUUAUCCAUGGAGACGGAGAAAGACAAAAGUUGUCCGCAGAAGAGCAACAUGCUUUCAAYGGAYGAUUCCCACUUCUGGGAUAUUUUUMKCACUGGCUCUAUCGUUAUGGGUUUUUAGAAUAUUUCCUCCGACUACAAAACCUUCGAGUCAAGGAUUUGCCGCAUCUUGGACACAGCCGCUGCCAGCCAACAUUAAGACAAUACACAUUAGAAGUUYGCGGGCAGCAAAGACCCYAACGGUGAAUGGAAUCAUCUAUUCACAGCGGCGACCGAUAAUUCAUUCGCUCCAAAACGGAAUUGCGCACAGUGAGAGUUCUCUCUAUUCUGUUACUACUUCUGCUGAUGCGUCUGUCACAACAGAGCCAGCGGAUAUGGACCAGGAACUCAGCAGGAUAUUGGGCUUCGUUGACAACCUCCUGUUAGCAUCGCCGAACACUCUAGACAGAGAUUCCAUUCUAGAUCGAAUACGCAGCGAACACGAAACGGAUUUUCGCACGGCAGAAGCUUCGUGUCUAGAUAUUGAAGAUGCAGCGACGAGUACAACCAUCGGCUUAUCGACGCCCCCGCUCUCUUUUGAACGAGUUGGAUGCUCCCCCAUUCCAAAUAGUUCAAACAGCGACCAGAUCGAGGCAGUACAAGGCACUGGGAUGCCCCACAACAAUGAUUACUUGUCAUCGAUAUCACCACCCAACUCACCCAUUGCUUCAUCGUCACCCGAUGAUUCUUAUCCAUUCCUCGCGAUACGAUCUACGGAGCCGGUACUAGAUGCUUCGGAUGUUGAURCCAUUCGGUCAGCGGCUGAAGAUGUUUGGUCUGCCGAAAGCACUCAUUCCGAAUUUUCUAGCAGGUUCACUUAUCAAUACAGCGGAAAUUCCGAAGCACACGUCUUYGAUUUUGGCGCCGAUGAUGACUCUGCUGGAGCAAAGGCGGUUUCCGCUCUGAACAAGGCUCUGCAUACSAAAAUUUACCCCAUGAUCCGAGAGGCUUUCUUCCCGGAUYGUCRGCAGAGUGUUACCGAAAACGAGGUUAACGACGAAACGAUACUCUUUGUCUACGAUGCCCUGGUCAUUCGAUACAAUGCCACCGCUGCCGCCGAAGCGUCAUACGYAGAUGCCAGCGAGRCAGAGACCUCAGAAAUUUCCGCAGGACAACCCCUCCAUCGAGAUUUGGGAUUGGUAUCCGUCAAUAUYAUGCUCAACUCCGAUCGGGAGUUUGAAGGAGGAGGCACCUUUUUUGAAAACCAGCUCUGGAAUCCAGAUGCGGAAYGGAAAGRGAGAGAAGAAAUUGAUGAUCCCUCACUAGAUACAACGCCGUUGAAGCCACUYGGGGUCGGAUAUUGCUUGGCACAUUCGGCCUCGGAACGSCACGCMGGGGCCGGAACGAAAAAGGGCGUUCGGGAUAUUUUAGUCCUCUUUGUCUCCGCUGCAAACUUGAAAACGAACACAAGCAAGGAACACGAAAUAGCAACGAAGAACACCAGCGUCCGGGCACCCGCGGAGCUUUCCUCUUUGCGACUCAAGAGUUGCCGUUCCUUUUGCAACGGAAACGAAAUGAUUUAUAAUAAACCACAAAAUCCAUCCCCCGAACAAGAAGGGGAACUAGACCAACKAAAGAUGGAAAUUAGACGCCAUCAAUCCGUCUUGUUGUGCCGAAUUUUACACCAGCGAUUGGCAGUGUGCAGCACGRAAGAAUCAGUUUCGWMCUCAGAAAUUGUUGGUCGCAGCUUGCUCUCUACGAAUGCSAACUACAWUUACGACGGAGAAGCUCUACAAUAYCUAGGGACCGCUCUCAUGGAAUAUUCCGACUUCUGGCASGCCAUAAUCGGCGACGUCGGUGGAGUUGGUGAUGGUGAUGCUGCAUGUCAGAACAACACCCUCAAUGACAMAAUUGAUAUACUUAAGACCGCCUCUGAUUGCUUCCUUGCAGCAUCUCUAAUGACGCCUUGCGAUUCACGUGUCUUUAACAAUCAAGGAAUAGUAAUUGGRAAGAUUCGUGGAAUGAUUGACGCCGAUCAGCAGCACAGUGUCCUUCUUCGACGUUACGGCGAGGAUGAAGAAGAACGUGCGUAUAGAAAGGGGUUGAAAAUCCUUCACGGGUCCUUGAACGCGGGAUGCGCGGAUAUCGASCGUCAUCUAGAAUCAUUACUGCUAAACUACGGAUUGUUCUUAUCAAAUCUUGAUCGAUUCGAAGACGCAGUAGAUGUACUUGGCCRUUUCGCCGCAGAUGCGACAACUGCAGAWGUGGACACGACGAAUGACACAGAAACAGUGAGAUCAAAUGCAGUUCGCUUGUGGCGCUACUGCAAGCUACGAUUGGCUCAGUGACAAAUGAGAAGGGAAAGCUUCUAAUAAUUUCAGUAUUGAAGAAAAAGAACACAAAAUCACCCGAAAACUGCAGAUGUGGACACGACGAAUGACGCAUUAACAGUGAGAUCAAAUGCAGUUCGCUCGAAUGACACAGGAACAGUGAGAUCAAAUGCAGUUCGCUUGUGGCGCUAAUGCAAGCUACGAUUGGCUCAGUGACAAAUGAGAAGGGCAAGCUUCUAAUAAUUUCAGUAUUGAAGAAAAAGAACACAAAAUCACGCGAAUACAAUCCUGUGCUCUUCGUCGUUCGAAAUGCUUUGCAGUUUCGUAAUAUGUCAUAUUUAAAUCGACGAUGGGGCAACAGUAAUGUAAUCCUACGAUACAAAAGCUCAACCGAAAAGUUGGAGGAGUAAUUGUAGAUUAUUAUUUCUUAGUACUCCAGCUUGCUCUGUGAUGACUAAGAAACCAAUUUUUAUMAG
This is a messenger RNA of Pseudo-nitzschia multistriata, 2958 nucleotides long. Lineage: Eukaryota; Bacillariophyta; Bacillariophyceae; Bacillariales; Bacillariaceae. The record is from the annotation of a GenBank genome assembly.